Molecule: messenger RNA, 3857 nt
Organism: Cebus imitator (Panamanian white-faced capuchin)
Lineage: Eukaryota; Metazoa; Chordata; Mammalia; Primates; Cebidae
Product: low-density lipoprotein receptor-related protein 1B-like
Exons: 5
Coding region: 1305-2009 (234 amino acids)
Source: RefSeq, a predicted model, not a curated record
AAAAACAUGGGAAUGAAUCAGUUAAUUUUUAUUAGUUUAUAUAAGAUAAACAUAAUCAUUUAAAAAGUUCAGGGCUGUUAUGUGGCCAUGCAUAAAAUGGACUUCAGCAAUGGCCGAACUGGUGGCUACAGGACAUAAGCAGAGAAUAUGGUAGAUCUCCUGAUGAGAAAUCAUCCAAGUUGGUAGUAUUUCACACUUGAAAAAUGACAGAACUCAUGGCAGGUUCGAUUGAACUAUUAAAUCCUGUCAGACUAUUUUGAAUUCAGAAAACGAGAAGUAAUGAGCUGCUUUGGUAUUUUGAAAUUUUCACAGAGAACUUUCAUAUAGAGCUUUCAUCAUGCUUUGUCAUUCUCACUGGAUUUAUUGCACUUCAUAUCAGUGCUUGAACAUGGCAUUGCAUGCUCUAGAAUAAUAAAAAUGUUGUAAAAAUGAGAUAUUUAAUGAACUUUCCGAGUAAGAUUGUAAAUUACUUAACUUCACACUACCAGCAUUAAUUAACACAUUGGGCCUAGUAAAUUCAAUGAGACAUUUUUAGUAGGGAUUCUAGAAUGUCUACCUGUGAUUACCUAAUAUUUGUCAUUGUUACUAUACAGAAAUAAGAGGAAUUAACAUGCCAAUUAAUAAGAUGACUCUCAUGGCUGUGUUUUUCAUAUAUUUUUGGAGAAUUAUGUUCCUAUGAAUGGGAAAAUUUAUUUCCUUGCUUUAAAAAAUUAAUUGAAUACAUAUAUACACAGAUACCCUCUUUUAGAGGCAUAAUGUUUUAGUGGUUAGUAAUAAUUUAACAGCUAUUUAUGUGACACAUUUGGAUAAAAUAGUCUUGCAAAGGAAAUAAUUGUAGAGUUGAAGUUAACGUUAAAAAUCAAAAGAACAAAAGAUUUUGGUUUCUCUGAUCUCAAAAUAUUACAAAGGUCUAUGACAAUGUUUAUGACAAACCAGUUUCCUUUUGCUUUGUUGUAACAAUUAAUUUUCUUGUGUAUCUCUGCUGACUUUUUUGAAAGGGCAAAAUUCAGCCAUAAUUUAUCACUUUAAAUUAUUCAAGAGAAUAAAAUGCAAUCCUAACCAAUAUGAAACAGCUGCAUUUAGAAAUCAAUAGCAUACAUAUUUGCCAAAUUAUUAAUAUUAAAUAAAACUUUAUUUUCAUAAUUGUAUCAAAGAAAUUUGUUUUGUUUUAAUUUUAUGCAGGUAGCAAUUCCUGCCAACCAAAUACAUAAUGGUGGAUGCUCUCAACUUUGUUUACCAACAUCUGAAACUACAAGGACUUGUAAGUGUACAGUGGGAUAUUAUCUCCAAAAGAACUACAUGUCAUGUCAAGCCUCAUGUUCUGGACUGAAUGGGGACAAAUGCCCUGUAUUGGAAAGACUCGCUUGAAUGGCUCAGAGAAGGUCAUCCUCGUAAACAUGGAAAUAGCAUGGCCAAAUGGCAUCUCCAUCGACUAUGAGGAAAAUAAAUUGUACUGGUGUGAUGCUUGCACAGACAAGAUAGAGAGAAUCGACCUUGAGACUGGAGGGAAUCGUGAGACGAUGCUGUCAGGGAGCAAUGUGGAUAUGUUUUCCGUUGCAGUCUUUGGGUCUUACAUCUACUGGUCUGACAGAGCACAUGCAGAAAGGUCUGUCAGAAGGGGUCACAGGAAUGAUGCCACAGAAACGGUAACCGUGAGAACUGGCCUUGGAGUCAACCUGAAGGCGGUUAAAAUCUUUAACCGAGUAAGAGAGAAAUGGACCAAUGUUUGUGCCAGGGACAAUGGUGGCUGUAAGCAACUCUGUCUUUAUCAAGGAAAUUCCUGGAGAACUUGUGCUUGUGACCAUGGAUAUUUGGCAGAGGAUGGAGUUACUUGCCUAAUGCAUGAAGGCUAUUUGCUCUAUUCAGGAAGAACAAUAUUAAAAAGUAUACAUCUUUCUGAAGAAACCAAUUUAAAUUCCCCAAUAAGGCUGUAUGAGAAUCCACAUUAUUUCAAGAAUGUCAUAGCCUUGGCUUUUGACUAUAAUCAAAGAAGAAUACGUACCAACUGAAUCUUUUACAGUGAUACACACUUUGGAAAUAUACAGCUUAUUAAAGAUAACUGGGAAGACAGACAAGUAAUCUUUGAAAGUAAGUACAGCAAUUUAAUUUUAAAUAGUUUGGUGGAAACGAGUAUCAUUUAGAUUACCAGGGAAAUAAUGGUGGUAAUUUCAUGUAACAAUUACAUUUUCCUAGAGUUUAUAUUCAGGAAUGAAUGUGACUCUAUCAUUUGGCCACCCUAAAAUGUCAAAGAAGCAAUUAACUGGUAGCAUGUAUGGCAUGUAAGCUACGAUUAUUAGCUUCUAAUCAUGGAAUUUUUAAUAUGUUUUGUCAUGUUUCUUAUAAGUAACUGCACUAAAAUUAAUGGAAAAUACUUUUUCAGCAUAAAACUAUUCUGAUUGAUUUUUUUUCUAGUGGGGGAAAUUGUAUUUUUAAGAAUAUCUGUCAAGUAAUAUUCAGUUAAUCAUAGUUUCUCAAGCAAAUAUCACAGAUCAGUUUGUGUGCAUAUAUAUAAUAUAAAUACAUAGCAGCUUGAGAAAAUAUUAUAGAAAUGAUCUAAUAUUUUUAAUAUUUUUAUGGACAUAAUUAUUCAAGCAUAAUAUUCGGUGUGGAUUAUUUACAUAAUUUAGGAAAACUCUUUUCCUGUCAUUCAACUUUAACAAAAACCAUCUUCUUAUCCUCACAUAACUUCUCUCUUCUCAGUGUCUUUGUGUUAUUUUUGCAUAUUUCCCACUUUUCCAACUUUACUAUGCUGAGAUAGAUUUUUUCUUUGCUUUCUAAAUUGCAAAAUAAUAUAUAAAUUUGUUGUAGAGUGUUCAAAGAGUAUGGAUUAAAUAUGAAAUUCCUGCCUCAUCUCUGCCACCAUCAAUCCCAUUUACUUACCCAUAACUGACAUGUGGCAUACCCCCAGAAUUUUGAUAAGUAUGCAUGUGUAUCAUUUUUAAUUAUAAAAGUGGAAUGAUACUAAAUAUAUUACUCAGCUAACUGCCUUUUUUCUUACUAUAUGUUACAAAGCUUUUAUUUUAUUACAUGAGGUUUCAUCUUAUUGUUUUGAAAGCCUGUACCUAGUUCGAUUCUAAAAUAUAAGGUAGUUUAUUAAAUAAUUUUAAUAAAAAAUAUAGAUUUAGAUAACUAAACUAUAGCUAUUCAAGCCUGUGUGUGUGGUGGACAUUUUUGAAAGAAUGAAUGCAAUGAGUGUGUCACUUCAAUGUAAAUGACCUACUGUAUGUGUUGCAAAUAGUAGAAACCAAACUCUGAAGUAAAAGUUAGAAAAAUAGAAGCCUUGUAUCCACCACAGUAAUCUUGAAAGCUUCUCAUUAUUUACAGGCUUUUUUGGUCAGAUGUUGGUAAUAUUAAUGCAUGUGAUUUUGGAGUAUUACAUAAUGAAAUGUGUGAACAUUUAGAAGAUAUGCUUGUUAGAGAACCAGUAUUUUCAAAUGACGUGAUAAAAUCACGCAUGAGUAAAUGACUUAUUUAAAGUACAAGAGAGGUCAAUGAAUUUUAAUGUAAUAGAGGAUAAAAACUUCAUCACUAGGUUUUCAGAUUCCACACUGCAACUAACCUUUAAGUAACAACCACUUGUCACUUGUUGGUGUAGUAUAAAAGAAUACCCAGUUAUCUGUAAAGGCUAUUAUUAAUAUUAAGCACUCCUCUCUUUUCCAUCUACAUAACUGUGUAAGGCUGGAUUUUCUUCAUAUACUUCAACAAAAACAACACAACAGAGAGGAUAAAGAAGCAGAUAUGAAAAUCCAGCUGUCUUUUAGUAAGACAAAUAUUAAUAUAUUUGUAACAUUGUAAAACAAGGCUUUCUUUAUAUUAUUUUUGAAAAGUAAUUACUUUUCUUAGAAGGUUCUGUUUAG